Molecule: messenger RNA, 714 nt
Organism: Parnassius apollo (apollo)
Lineage: Eukaryota; Metazoa; Arthropoda; Insecta; Lepidoptera; Papilionidae
Source: the annotation of a GenBank genome assembly
AUGUCAUCACGCACUGAUGAACAACAAUCACAAACACCGAACACAAGUGUUGCAUCGCAUCUGUCAUUAGACUCGCCGAUCCCUGAUCUGAGUAAUGAUUCAAUAACGCAGGAGACUCUUGAUUCCCUGGAUAUACUACUAUCAAAAAGUUUGGACUGCACUGUGACCGACCCAAUCCCAAUUCAGGAAAUGAAAGAGACUAUCAGUCUGCUACGGUCAGAGUAUGCAAUCCUACAGAAUGAAUUUGAUAAUACUUCAUUGGAAAAUAAAAACCUCCGUCAGCAACUUAGCAAAUUGGCAAAGGAAAAUGAUAUGCUAAAGGCCCUGUGCCAAUCUCCACUAAACGACAGCCAAACAAUUCAUUGCUCCAAAAAAAGUAAUAGGCGCUUAAUACUACAACCCGAAGCUGUAUCUCCCAUGACAUUUUCAAAACCUACAUCAACCGUCAAAACAGCUCCCCUGGACUCUUCACUACAAACCCUCUACGAUAAAAUUAAGAUCUUGCAGAAGCAACUAAAAUCCGCAGAAAAGGAGAUAUUGAAGCUGAAAAAAUAUAUUGAUACAUUGGAACAAAGACUAUCAUAUGACUCACAAGAGAUUCUUGAAAGGACGAACAUUGAAUGCUGUAGACAUGCUGACGAUAACAUGAUUCUGGUAGGAAUUCAAACCUAUAACCCAUGGCGUAGAUAUGCACAAUGCUCUAACACUAAAUAA